GUCAGAAGAGAAUCGAAAGCAAGACAAGAGGCAGCAUAAUAGGUUUAUGAAGGGUUUUAACUUUCAAGGCGGCUGCUACUUCACUUACUACUAACCCUUCCCCAUCAUUCCGAUCUUCCUUACUCUCUAAUUUUCUCGGGAAAAUCUCUACAUUUUCUCUCAUGCCCCAAACACCUCUCAUCCACUACUGAACAAUUUUCCAUUCCUCGUUUCUAUCACCAACAAAAUAUGUGGACUAACAUAGUCAAGCGAGCUUCCUCUAAGAAGUUCAACCUAUCCUACUCAAUUUCUUCUUCUUCUUCUUCUUCACUGAGAUUUUCUCAGCACUCCAAUUUUCCCGAGAAAAUCUUGCCCCAAACAAGGAUAAUUAAUUCAAGGCACCCGUUUUUUGGUUUCAGUCAAGUUAGUAUCUUUAAUUCGGAAAACAAAUUGGGUCGAUCCAAUCUUUCGUUUUCUGAAGACCCUUUUACGUUUUCUUCAACUUCAGUGGCUCACUUUAGAGGUUACGGUAGUGUUGCUGAAGCUAUUGAAUCAUCCGAUACAGAAGAUGAUCAUUCAGGUUGUGAAGAAGUUCAGAAACUGUUAGAAGAAAUGGUAAAAGAGGAAAAGAAAAAGCCUGAAUUAGAGAACCAAAAGAACAAUAGUGGAGGAGGCAUGGCUAGUUACAAGUAUAAAAUGCUUAAAAGGAGACAGAUAAAGAUUGAGACUGAGGCUUGGGAAGAAGCAGCAAGAGAGUAUCAGGAAUUGUUGGAGGAUAUGCGUGAGCAGAAACUUGCACCUAAUUUGCCUUAUAUGAAAUCAUUGUUUCUUGGUUGGUUUGAGCCUUUAAAGAAUGCAAUUGCUGAUGAUCAAGAGCUUUGUAAAGAUUAUAGGCAUAGGGCGAGUCAUUCUCCUUAUUUCAAUGAGUUGCCGCCUGAUAUGAUGGCUGUUAUCACUAUGCAUAAGUUGAUGGGGUUGUUGAUGACUAAUAGUAAUGGUGUUGGUAGUGCUAGAGUUAUCCAAGCUGCUUGUCAAAUAGGUGAAGCCAUUGAACACGAGGGUAAGAUAUACCGAUUUAUGGAGAAGACAAAGGGGAAGAAAACAACCACUGGCAAGUCUGCUGGUGAAUCUGUUCUUGCACCUGUAAAAAUCGACGAAAUGACAGCUGAAGAGAAAGAGAAAUUUAAAAAAGAGCAGACAAGACUUAGGAGAAAAGUUGCUAGUUUAAUAAAAAAGCAGAAGACGCAACAAGCUAUGGGGAUAGUUCGUGGAAGGGACGAAGGGAAGCCUUGGGGACAGGAAGCCCAAGUGAAGGUCGGCUCUCGUUUGGUACAACUGUUAAUAGAAACUGCUUACUUACAACCACCUGCCAAUCAAUUUGGAGACAGUCCACCAGAUAUUUACCCUGCGUUCAAGCAUACCCUCAAAACAGUUUCUGCCGAUUCAAACAAUGGAAGUAAAAGAUAUGGCGUUAUUGAAUGUGACCCUCUGAUACAAAAGGGCCUUGAAAAGACUGCCAGGCACAUGGUUAUCCCCUACAUGCCAAUGUUGGUUCCACCUACUAACUGGACAGGGGAUGACAAAGGGGCAUACUUGUUUUUGCCAUCAUAUGUAAUGAGAAUACAUGGAGCAAAGCAGCAACGUGAAGCUGUAAAAAGGGCUCCCAAGAAUCAACUUAAACCAGUAUUUGAGGCCCUUAAUACCCUUGGUGAUACAAAAUGGAGGGUAAACAAAAGUGUACUUGGCGUGAUAGAUCAAAUAUGGGCUAAUGGAGGCCGCUUGGCUGACUUGGUGGAUCGCGAUGAUACUCCCCUCCCAGAGGAACCAGACACAGAAGACGAAGCAGAAAUCCGAAAAUGGAAGUGGAAAGUUAAAUCCGUCAAAAAGGAGAACAGUGAGAGACAUUCACAGCGAUGUGACAUAGAACUUAAACUGGCAGUUGCUCGAAAGAUGAAAGAAGAAGAAGGCUUCUACUAUCCUCACAAUCUUGAUUUCAGAGGGCGUGCGUAUCCCAUGCACCCAUAUUUGAACCAUCUUGGUUCUGAUUUAUGUCGAGGCAUACUUGAGUUUGCAGAGGGACGUCCUCUGGGGAAGUCUGGCAUGCAAUGGUUGAAAAUACAUCUGGCAAAUUUAUAUGGCGGUGGUGUUGACAAGUUAUGUUAUGACGGUCGAAUAGCAUUUACUGAGGACCACCUGGAUGAUAUUUUUGAUUCUGCAGACAGACCUCUUGAAGGAAAGCGGUGGUGGUUGCAAGCAGAGGAUCCUUUUCAGUGCUUGGCAGCAUGUAUCAAUCUUUCCGAAGCAUUGAGAAGCGACACUCCCGAGACUACCCUUUCUCAUAUGCCUGUACACCAGGAUGGUUCAUGCAAUGGCUUACAACACUAUGCAGCACUUGGUAGGGACAAGUUGGGAGCUGCUGCAGUCAAUCUUGUUGGUGGAGACCAGCCUGCUGAUGUUUACUCGGGAAUUGCUGCCAGAGUACUUGAAAUCAUGAAAAGUGAUGCAUUGAAAGAUCCCAAAACUAAUCCACAUGCGUUGCAUGCUAGGCGAUUGAUCAGCCAGGUGGACCGAAAGUUGGUGAAGCAGACAGUGAUGACAUCGGUCUAUGGAGUGACUUAUAUUGGGGCCCGGGACCAGAUCAAGAGAAGGCUUAAGGAGCGUUGUGCGAUUGAGGAUGAUUCAGAGCUGUUUGCUGCUUCAUGCUAUGCUGCAAAAACUACUCUCACUGCCUUAGAAGAGAUGUUUGAGGCUGCAAGAAGUAUUAUGAGUUGGCUAGGUGAUUGUGCAAAGGUGAUAGCUUCCACAAACCAAGCAGUGCGAUGGGUCACCCCCCUUGGGCUUCCCGUAGUACAACCUUACAGAGAAAUAGGAAGACAUCUGAUCAAGACUUCCCUUCAGGUAUUGACGUUACAGCGGGAGACUGACAAGGUCAUGGUAAAAAGGCAGAGAACAGCUUUUCCCCCAAAUUUUGUUCACUCUCUUGAUGGUUCUCACAUGAUGAUGACUGCAGUCGCUUGUAAAAAAGCAGGGAUGAGCUUUGCAGGGGUUCAUGAUUCUUAUUGGACACAUGCAUGUGAUGUUGACGAAAUGAACAGGAUACUCAGGGAAAAGUUUGUUGAACUCUACGAGGCUCCAAUAUUGGAAAAUUUAUUGGAAGAUUUUGAGAAGACUUUUCCCACAUUGAAGUUUCCUCCUUUACCAGAACGGGGAGACUUUGAUCUUCGACAGGUUUUGGAGUCUCCCUAUUUUUUCAACUAGACUGUACAAAAUCUCAGGUUGCUUAUCUAGUACUGCCUCCUCAUGUGGUCAAGUGGAGUUGAGUCCAAUGUAAUGAAAUUUGUAAAGAUAUCUACUUGCAUGACAUUGCAAAAGCUGCAAGAACAGACAAUGCAACCGAAGUGUUUGAAAGCAAGAUUUGUGUUGCCAAAUUUGUGCCAUGCAGGGACUUAGUACUCCUUGGAUGGAACUGCAAUUUUCUUUCAAAGCCACUAUAAAUGAAAGAGGGCCCCACAUAUGGUUAAUUUGUCAUUGAGAAGAAAAAGGGCCUCACAUAUUGCAUUACAAAUUGAUUUUGAAAUUUUGAUUGGAUCAGUUGCUUGGAUCAGUUGCAAAGCAAGAGGGUUCAGCAUAUACAUCAGCCAAACUGUUUUUUUUUGUCUAUGAUUGGCUCAACACAGACUAAUAAAAAGGAUUGAAGCUUUGGUAAUCUUAUAAGGUGAUUUUCUCAGAUGUGGACAUUUUCUAUUGCAAAUCAGCCAAAGUUGGAUUUUGCUUUUUGUAUACUUUGUAUUUUAUUUUAUUCUUUUUGGUGGGUGGAGAGGGAAAUGGAAGCAUAUGUAGCAUUUUUUUUUGUUAUGGUUAAUGUAAUAUUUUUUCUCACACUUGUUCCAUUAUUUGAAAUAACAUAUAUUUAAAGUAAAUAAAUAAUACCAAUAGAAAAUAUCAUUACCUGAA
Cicer arietinum (chickpea) is the source of this 3933-nucleotide messenger RNA. Its product is annotated as DNA-directed RNA polymerase 1B, mitochondrial-like. The record is from RefSeq and is a predicted model, not a curated record. Lineage: Eukaryota; Viridiplantae; Streptophyta; Magnoliopsida; Fabales; Fabaceae. Gene Ontology annotation, cellular component: mitochondrial DNA-directed RNA polymerase complex. Gene Ontology annotation, molecular function: DNA-directed RNA polymerase activity; DNA binding. Gene Ontology annotation, biological process: mitochondrial transcription.